UACGUACCAGGAGUUAUGGAAACAACCUCUCAUCUGCAACUAUAUGUGAGUCUGGAGAACCUGGACCCGGAGGAGAUGGAGAAGGUUCUGGGAGUUGCGCUGGGCGUCCGGCGAGUGGGCAGGAACCCCAUCACUCAGGAGGGCUCCUUGUCUUCCCUCACGGAGGAGGAGGCAGGGUCCGAUCUGCAGCACUACUCCGUAUUGGAGGAACAGUCCAACCAGCUGCAGGGCUGCAGUGCGUCGGCCCCAACCCUCAGUGUGGUUCGUCGCAGAAACCCUCCCAGCACGGGCCCCCAACCAGGCUCCAACUGCUACGAGACUUUACCCUACAGUCAAAUUGGAGGAUCCACACAGAGUGUGGAUAGGGACCUGGGUCUUCUGCUCUGGGGGAGAGAGGGAAGCUGGACUGAGGUCACGAGAGACGAGGCCCAGGAGCAGGUGACAGGCGGCCCUUUUGUGCGCACCUUCAGUUUCCUACGCAAGAUGGCCGGCAACCGCAAGAAUAAGGAGAAGGAACGCAUGAGGGAGAGGGAGAAGGAGGCGCGGGACAGGGAGGCGCGCUACAGCAACGGUCAUCUCUUCACCUCCCUCACCGUGUCGGGGACCACCCUCUGUUCAGCAUGCAACAAGAGCAUCACUGCCAAGGAGGCCCUCAGCUGCCCCACCUGCAGUGUAACUAUCCACAACCGCUGUCGAGACACGUUGCCAAACUGUGCCAAAAUGAAACAGAGGCAACAGAAGAUGGCUCUCAUGAGGAACAACUCAGCUCUGCAGAAUGUGACCCUUCGUACCAAAACCCCCAUGAUGAGGGAACGCCCCAGCUCCGCCAUCUACCACUCUGACAAUCUCCGCCAAUCCUUGCUGGGCUCGCGCCGCGGACGCUCCGGCCUUUCCCUCUCCAAGAGUGUCUCCACCAAUAACAUUGCAGGGAACCUGAAUGAUGACUCUCCCUUGGGGCUGCGCAGGAUCCUGUCCCAGUCCACAGACUCGCUCAACUUCAGGAACAGAGCUAUGUCCAUGGAGUCGCUCAACGACGAGGGAGAAGUGUACUACGCCUCCAUGCUGGAGGAAAUGGAGAUUGAGGGGCGGGAUUUUGAGGCGGACUCAUGGAGCAUGGCGGUGGACUCGGGCUACCUGCAGACGCAUCGCAAAGACAUCAUCAAGAGGCAGGACGUCAUCUAUGAGCUGAUCCAGACAGAGCUGCACCACGUGCGGACACUUCGCAUUAUGGAGCGGGUAUUCCGCCAGGGCAUGCUGGAGGAGGUGCAGCUGGAGCCGGGCGUGGUGCACGCCAUCUUCCCCUGCCUGGACCGCCUCACUGGCAUCCAUGUACGCUUCCUGGCACAGCUGCUCACACGGCGCAACCACAGCCUGCAGACUGGCAGCACCUACAACUUCACUAUCCACCAGCUGGGAGAUGUGCUGCUGGAACAGUUCUCGGGCCAGUGUGCUGACGAGAUGAGAAAGACCUACGCUGAGUUCUGCAGCCGCCACCUGAAGGCUGUCAAGCUGUACAAGGAGCUGCUGGCCAGAGACAAGAGGUUCCAGUACUUCAUACGGCGGGUGUGUCGGGGUCACCUGUUGCGUCGCCAUGGCGUCCAGGAGUGCAUCCUGUUGGUCACUCAACGCAUCACCAAGUACCCUGUCCUCAUCCAGCGUAUCCUUGACAACACCAAGGACAAUGAAGAGGAGGCCUCCUGUCUGACCCAGUCUCUGACCCAGAUCAGGGAGCUACUUAGCUCAGUGGACCAGCAGGUGAUGGAGCUGGAGCGGACUCAUCGGCUGCAGGAGAUCCGGGCCAGGCUGGACCCACGGGUCGAGGCCAAGGUGAGGGACGGGGGCCUGUUCAGGGGAGGAGAGUUGCUCCGCAGGAGACUCAUCCAUGAAGGAACGCUGCUCUGGAAGACCCCUGGGUCCAGGCUCAAAGAUGUGCAGGUCCUGCUGAUGACAGACAUCCUAGUGUUCCUACAGGAAAAAGACCAGAGGUUCAUCUUCCCUUGUCUAGACAAGUCUCCAGUCCUCUCCCUGCAGAACCUCAUGAUUAGGGAGAUAGCCAAUCAGGAGCGAGGGCUCUUUCUCAUCAGUGACUCCUCUCCUCCGGAGAUGUACGAGGUCCAUGCUGCCUCAAAAGAUGACAAGAACACCUGGAUACGCAUCAUACAGCACACUGUCAGCAGUUGUCCUUCCAGGGAAGAGUUCCCACUCAUAGAGACUGAAGACAAGGCCCUUCUGAGACGACUGAAAGCGGACAUCCAGCAGAAGGACCGGGAGGUGCUGGAGCUGCUCCAGGAGCGGGUCACAUUGUUCUCGGACCUGGCUGAGGUGACGGGGGGUCAGGAGGUCAUGCUGCCGGGUGGCCCCAACUCCCGGAACCUGUUCCGGGCCGACACGCCCCAUGCGCCACUCGGCGAGAGAUUUCUCACUGAUGCCAUCGCAGAGGUGGAUAGGCUGAGUGAGCUACUCCUGGGCUCCACCUUUGAAAUGCCUCUGCCCUUCAGUUUCAACGGUCACCCAAACCACACAGGGGCGCAAGUGAUCAACGGUCAGGAGGUGGUUGUCAAUGGAACACACGGGUCCCCAGCAGCAAAGGACCGGAAUGGGAAUCAGGCUGGAGAUAGGCCCUCAACUGAGGAAGCGUAUCAGAGGCUGGUCAACCUUAGUGCCUACCUUCAUGCCCUCCAGGGCACCGUGAUCAAGCAGGACUCCAUCCUGGAGCUCUGCCUGCGCUCUGAAGGCCCACCAGUUGACACCCCGACCACACCCACCGGACGGGUCUGGCACUCCCUGUCACGUGACGCGGGCAUGGCUGAGGCCAGCACGGGGGUGGCCAUCGGAGAGCUGGCCCUGCUCCAGAGGCAGCACAGCCUCCUGCAGGAGGAGCUCAGUAGGCUGCGGGGUACCGAGGGCCGCCUGAGGGAUAGCGAAAAGGCCCGCGCCCAGCUGGAGAGGCAGGUCCGCGACAUGAAGGCCCACAGUGCCACUAUGAUGGACAGUGUGGGAACUGCAGGCUCAGAGCAGGCUCCACCCCUUCGCAGAGCAAGUGAAACCAACGCAGAUACCCAAUUGGCCAGCCAGGAGUCAAUCGAGCAUUUGGAAGGGCAUCAUGAUGGCAGUGACCUGGAGGUGGAGGUGACGUCAGAUGAGGAGGAGGAGGAGGCCAAAGCAUCACCGCGCUCGGAGAGUCCCCAUGGUAACCAUGGUUGACAGAGGAAAAACAAUGAUUCCAAGCACCACCCUCCUUUUGAUGCUUCCAGUCUGUUAUUCAAACUCAAUCAGCAUGACAGAGUGAUCUCCAGCCUUGUCCUUGUCAACACUCACAUCUGUGUUAACGAGAGAAUCACUGACAUGAUGUCAGCUGGUCUUUUUGUGACAGGGCUGAAAUGCAGUGGAAAUGUUUUUUGGGGAGACUUUGUUCAAAUUAAUAUUUGUGUCAAAACUUUUGGCCACGACUGUAAACAUUUAGUAGACAAUGCACCAGAAUAUUAAAUAGCAUUUUAAAUGACUAAAACAUCACCCAUAACAUUCUUUCUGAUAAAAAGGCUGAAAAUUUGAGAAAAAAAAUCAUUUUUCUCAUGUCAAACUACCAGGAAGUCUGAAAAGACAGACUGAGUGGGCGGGGAGCUAGUAGGCUGAGCUCACCUUGACUGGCGGUUCUUUGAAAACGCCUAUGUCAAGCAACAUUAUCUCAAGCAAAUUUGUUUCUACACAAAACAACUCAAACAACAUUGAAAUUGCAUGCAACAUCCAAUCCUGUCAUACAUCUCAUCAUGGCUUCACAAAUGGAUUGUUUAUCCAACUGUUUGGUUAUUGUAAACAGCAUCAAUAUAGACAAAAUGUUGGAUGUAUAAUUUAGCUAGCUAGCCCAAAUGGAAUUCUUAGGGCUAUUUAACAAGCUAGCUAACUAGUUGAUUGGACAAUGCCAAGAGUGUGCAAAGCUGUCAUCAAGGGAAAUGGUGGCUAUUUGAAGAAUCUCAAAUAUAAAAUAUAUUUUGAUUUGUUUAACACUUUUUUAGUUACUACAUGAUUCCAUAUGUGUUAUUUCAUAGUUUUGAUGUCUUCACUAUUAUUCUACAAUGUAGAAAAUAGUACAAAUAAAGAAAAACCCUUGAAUGAG
Messenger RNA from Oncorhynchus masou masou (cherry salmon), 4114 nucleotides. RefSeq names its product rho guanine nucleotide exchange factor 2-like. The transcript has 27 exons. Gene Ontology annotation, cellular component: ruffle membrane; cytoskeleton. Gene Ontology annotation, molecular function: guanyl-nucleotide exchange factor activity; microtubule binding. The record is from RefSeq and is a predicted model, not a curated record. Bases 16 to 3204 code for a protein of 1062 amino acids. NCBI's taxonomy places the organism in Eukaryota, Metazoa, Chordata, Actinopteri, Salmoniformes, Salmonidae. Gene Ontology annotation, biological process: positive regulation of neuron differentiation; regulation of Rho protein signal transduction; actin filament organization.